AUGUACGGUGAACAGUACAACUUAUCGACAACACUCAAUAAUCAACCAACUAUUCGCCUUAAUGAUUCGUAUUAUUUGGAUUCGUUACCUUACGCUUCUUACAACACCAAUGCAUAUCCAUUUCGCCAACAAAUCCCAUCGCAGUCAACGUCAUCCAAUGUUUAUUUUUCUUCCCAUCAACAUUCGUUCUCACCAUCAACAUCGCAACUGACACAUCCGGAUUUAACAUCUUAUUCGACAUAUGAUACAACUUAUUUGAAUGCAGCAGUAGCCGCUGCUUAUCAAACGACAUAUCCGAAUCCGUAUCAUCCAAAUACAACGGAUGAUUCAUUUGAUCUUAGUUUUCCUCGGCAUAUUUCUGGAUUUUAUGCAACGAAUCCUGAACAACAGAUAGAUACCACUCAGCCAGAUCGUAAAGUACCCACAUCGGCAAUCCCACCAAGUAGAAAAAGGAAAUUUCAAGAUGAAUCAAUGAAAGUACAAUACGAGUCCGAACGUUGUCGAGUAUGUGAUGAUGUUAGUUCAGGUUACCAUUUUGGUGUCUUCACGUGUGAAGCAUGCAAAGGAUUUUUUCGUCGCUAUUCGAAAAAAGCCACUAUUCUCGAACCGUGUCCUAUUCGAUGUUCAAUCAAUAAGAACAACCGUAAUAAUUGCGCAGCAUGUCGAUUUGACAAAUGCAAAUAUGUCGGUAUGGCUUUGGAUAAAAUUCGUUUCGGUAAACCACCAAAACUGUCUCGUUCUUCAUUUUUGACAUCAGCCGUUAAACUCGAACCGAACAAUAAUGAUUUUCAAUUAAUGCUGAAAUUACUCGAAUGUUAUCAAUCAUUCGAACAAUACGAUCAUCAACCAACCACCAUCGCUCAAUCAUCGAUUAUAUUUGAAUUUUGCCAUCGACUCGCCGAGAUUGUUAUGCCGGAAAACGAACGUGUACCCGAAAGAUUUCUCAUUCGACUGAAACGACACGAAUCGGCAAUAAAAUUUCUGAUUACAGGUGAGAAUGAUCAGCACGUAACAUCGUGGAGUAAAGAACCACAAGCAUGGGUGUUCGCACAUAAUGAACGUUGGCGUUUAAUUAUGAUUCUAUUGAUAUUAGCAUUCGAUGAUGAACAAGUCGGUGGCGGUGCAUUUGUUUCGAUGUCAUCGACGCCAUCAUCAUCUUCCGAUACCGACGAAAACAUCUUUCCUUCGACGAAUGAUACAGUCAUCGAACGAAUACUGCGUUUAUUCGAACUCGAAUGCGAUCAAGAAAAAGAAGCUCGAACAUUCAAUGAAGGAUCCACCUCUUUCAGCACGGUUAAUAGCGAAAAAAACAUUAAAUAUAUGAAAGCUCAAUUCCUCCUACGUUUUGUCGAUAUGAUGACCAAUGAUAUGAUAUCGAAUCGCGACCACCCAUCAACGGUCAACAAUUCUUAUUUAGUUGCAUCUGAACCAUUGUAUCGAAAUAAUCCUGAAAUGAUUUAUUCAUCGGUCUUAGAUGAACUGCAAAUACAACCAAGUGAAACUAGUCAAUCACCUACUAAAAACAUGUAG
This is a messenger RNA of Adineta ricciae, 1530 nucleotides long. NCBI's taxonomy places the organism in Eukaryota, Metazoa, Rotifera, Eurotatoria, Adinetida, Adinetidae. The record is from the annotation of a GenBank genome assembly.